Messenger RNA from Nematolebias whitei (Rio pearlfish), 3742 nucleotides. RefSeq names its product arginine-glutamic acid dipeptide (RE) repeats b (gene rereb). Gene Ontology annotation, cellular component: nucleus. The transcript has 16 exons. The record is from RefSeq and is a predicted model, not a curated record. Gene Ontology annotation, molecular function: sequence-specific DNA binding; zinc ion binding; transcription corepressor activity. NCBI's taxonomy places the organism in Eukaryota, Metazoa, Chordata, Actinopteri, Cyprinodontiformes, Rivulidae. The coding region runs from base 80 to 3673 and encodes 1197 amino acids. Gene Ontology annotation, biological process: regulation of DNA-templated transcription.
AUAGGGGAUAGUUGCUGUGUGUGUGUCGCCUACUGCGCUGCUGUUAGUGUCAACAAGCCACAACCAAACACCCGCCGACAUGGACGACCUGUUCAGUCCGCGCAGGAGCCUGAACAGCACACAAGGCGAGAUAAGAGUUGGGCCAAGUCAUCAGGCCAAACUCCCAGAGUUGCAGCCGCGGUCUGCUCCUGGUUUACACACUCAGAUGGAGAGUGAGGAGCUGAUGUGGACGCCAGGAGUCAACGACUGUGACCUUCUUAUGUACCUGAGAGCAGCCAGGAGCAUGGCAGCGUUUGCAGGGAUGUGUGACGGUGGAUCCACAGAGGAUGGUUGUUUAGCAGCUUCCCGUGAUGAUACAACACUCAAUGCCCUCAACAUGCUCCAUGCAAGCCAUUAUGAUGCAGCGAAAGCUCUCCAGCGUCUAGUCAAAAGGCCAUUACCGAAACUUAUUGAAAAGUGCUGGUCAGAGGACGAUGUGAAACGCUUCAUCAAAGGCCUGAGGCAGUACGGAAAGAAUUUUUUCCGCAUUCGUAAAGAUUUCCUCCCCAGCAAAAAGACUGGAGAACUGAUCACUUUUUAUUACCACUGGAAGAAGACUCCAGAGGCUGCAGGGACAAGAGCUUUUCGACAGCAGCGUCGGCAGCCGUCCUCCCGUAAAGCAAAGACCCGAUCUGCAGCAGCUCCUGUCAGCGCGCCAUCUCGAAAUUAUUCAGUGGAUGUGAGUUCUGCUAGUGAGGAUGAUCUCGACAGUGAAGACAGUGAACAAGAAAUAAAAAGCUGCAGCCACUGUGGAACAAGAAAUUCAAAGGAUUGGCACCAGGGUGGGAGAGACAACCCUUUGCUGUGCACGACUUGCCGCACAUUUGAAAACAAACAUGGAUGUCUGCCACCUGCUUCAAAAUCUGGGGGAUCUUCGUUUAUGUUCAAACCUGUUAAAGCAGAGGAAGAGGUGAACAGCAAACACGGCAUGAGGACUCGGCAGAGCAAAGCACCUCAAAUGUCAUCUUUAAGAAGUGGCCUCAGGAGGUUCACAGGCUCCCCAUCCAGCGAGGAACAGCAGCCAUUCACAAGUGGGGCUAGAUCUUCUGCAGACAAGAUCGACUCCUCAAGGAAAACAAAUAAGAGGAUAAAAGAAGAGGCGUCAGCGCCAAAGACAACGAAGCGUGCACGAGAAAGUCCUGCUCUGGAGCCGGACGAGCCUGAAAAAAUCACACCUAAAAGGCCCAAAACGCAGGAUCCAUCAGGAUCCCGAUCUGAAGGAGAGGCAGAGGAGGAAAGCUCUUCAGAAAGCCCCAGUGCUCAGGAUGACUGCAGCGACACCAAAGACAUUGAUCAAGACAACCGCAGCUCGUCUCCCAGCAUUCCCAGCCCUCAACAGGGCAACGAGAGUGACUCUGACUCCUCUGCGCAGCCGAACGGGCUCCCGUCAGAGCCCACUGCCCCAGCUGAUACUUCUGUCCUGCAGGUCCUCCCCUCUCAGGGCCCUUCGAUCACUCCUCAGCCACCACAAAUCAUACCCUCAUCUGUCCCAGCUCAAAGCUCUCCACCGUCCUCCCCUGAUCCCACUCAGUCUGGUCAUUCAGCAGGUUCAAACAGCCGAGCGCAGCCAGCUGCUCAGUCUACGAACGGCCCACGACCUCCACCACCGGCACCGGGUCAGGAAGCUUCUCUUCCUCCUGUGUUUCAUGUCACACCUGCUCUCAGCUCCACGCAGCCGCUGCAGCCAAGUGGUCCACCUCCUCAAACUGCCCCGCGUCCUGUACCCUUUUUUAGGGACGUCCCACAACCACCACUUACUGGCCCUCAAGUUAAGCCGCCCCCCACCACCCCAAUUCCACCUUCGCACAAGCAGCUGCCUCACCAGUCUGCAGCACCUUUCCCCCAGAUGCCCUCUAAUCUGCCCCCUCCUCCUGCUCUAAAGCCCCUCAAUUCACUGCCCAACCAGCAUCCUCCGGGUGCCCCGCCUCCUCCACUUCAGCUCAUGUCACAUGCUCUACCAACUCAUUCACAUUCAGCCCAACUUCCAGUCACCUCCCAGGUGCACAAUCCAGUCGGCAAAAGCUCAGCCCCUUCUCAUGCACCAGCUGCAGCCCCCCUCCCGCACUCCUCUGUCACGUCUUCUGGCGGUGGCCCCGUCCCAAGCUUGCAGACAUCUUUUCCAACUCCUCCUGCCAGACCCUCGUCGAAUGCAGCCACGGGAGGAUCACAAGUUCAGAUUAAAGAAGAGCCGUUGGACGAGAUGGAAGAGGCCGAGAGCCCACCUUCUCCUCCACGGAGCCCCUCACCAGAGCCCACCGUUGUCAACAUGGCAAGCCAUGCCAGCCAGUCAGCCCGGUUUAUUAAACACUUGGAUCGUGGAUACAAUUCAUGUGCGAGAACAGAUUUUUUCUUCACCCCGCUGUCAUCCUCCAAGCUGGCCAAGAAAAGAGAGGAGGCCGUAGAAAGGUCCAGGAGAGAGGCUGAGCUCAGUGCUCGCCAAGAACGCGAAAGAGAGAGAGAGCGGGAAAGGGACCGUGAACGAGACGCUGAUAGAAACUCUAGAGCAUCCAGCUCCUCCCACGACAGCCGCAUGAGUGAGGUGCAAAUGGUAGCUCAGGUCCACGGACGCCCCUCCUUUGAGCCCCCGCCUGCCACUGUAGCAGCUGUGCCUCCCUACAUUGGUCCAGACACGGCAGCCAUGCGCACCCUGAAUGACUACGCUCGACCCCAUGUCAUGUCCCCCUCCAACCGCAACCAUCCUUUCUACGUGUCCCUGAGCCCCGGGGACCCCUUGCUGGCCUACCACAUGCCUGGCCUGUACAGCACCGAGCCCAGCCUCAGAGAGCGCGAGCUGAGGAACCUUAGAGACCGAGAGCUCCGCGAGAGGAUGAAGCCAGGCUUCGAGAUGAAACCCCCAGACCUGGAAACUCUGCACCCUUCAGCCAACCCCAUUGAGCACUUUGCGAGACACGGGGCUUUGGGUCUUCCUCAUUUACCUGGGCCUUCUCACCCCUUUGUGCCCUUUCAUCCUGGCCUGAGCCACCUGGAGCGAGAGAGGUUGGCGCUGGUGGGGCCUCAGCUGCGCCCGGAGCUGAGCUACGCUGAGCGGCUCACGGCAGAGCGACUUCACGCUGAAAGGAUGGCUUCUGUCGCCACGGAUCCGGCUGCUCGGCUGCAGAUGCUCAACGUGACGCCUCAUCAUCACCAACACUCUCAUAUCCACUCUCACCUGCACCUCCACCAACAGGACCCCCUCGGUCAAGGUGAAGUUUAUUCCUCAGCAGUAAUUCAUCCAAUUUUUUUCAAACUUACACAUACUUGCAUGUUGUUCCAUCUCCUCUUAGGUUCAAGUCCUCAUCCUCUAGUGGAUCCUCUGGCUACAGGACCACGUUUGGCCCGAUUCCCCUUUCCUGGCGGUCCAAUGCCAAACCCUUUACUCGCUGAUCUUCCUCAUGAUCAUGAGAUGCUGCGCCACCCACUGUUUGGAGCUGCUUAUCCACGAGAGCUGCAGGGUCCGAUCCCUCAGAUGUCUGCCUCUCAUCAGCUGCAGGCCAUGCACGCGCAGUCUGCAGAGCUGCAGAGGAUGGCGCUGGAGCAGCAGUGGCUUCAUGGGCAUCACCUGCACGGAGGCCCUCUGUCGAAUCCAGAAGAUUAUUACAGCCGUCUGAAGAAAGAAGGUGACAAGCCAUCUUGAGGUGGUGCAUGCCCUGAAAUCUUACUAUCAAUACUGUGUACUUUUAAAGCUAUAAAAGACUAUUUUCUG